Aphidius gifuensis is the source of this 916-nucleotide messenger RNA. RefSeq names its product RNA-binding protein 7. The transcript is spliced from 2 exons. Gene Ontology annotation, biological process: regulation of alternative mRNA splicing, via spliceosome. Gene Ontology annotation, molecular function: single-stranded RNA binding. NCBI's taxonomy places the organism in Eukaryota, Metazoa, Arthropoda, Insecta, Hymenoptera, Braconidae. Gene Ontology annotation, cellular component: nucleus. The coding region runs from base 99 to 758 and encodes 219 amino acids. The record is from RefSeq and is a predicted model, not a curated record.
AAUAAAUAACAAUCUGUCUCUCCUCUCUCCAGUUUAAUUAUUAUUUUUUUUUAUAAUUUUUUUUCUUUUUUUUAUAAUUAUUUAUAACAAAAUUAAUCAUGGACGAAGAUUCACGAACAAUUUAUUGUGGUAAUUUGAGCAGCAAAUGUACUGAAGAAAUUCUGUAUGAAUUAUUUAUGCAGGCAGGUCCAUUGGAAAAAGUAAAUAUUCCAAAAGAUCGUGAUGGUAAUAUUAAAACAUUUGGCUUCAUAACAUUUAAACAUAAAAAAUCAGUUCCAUAUGCUGUUGAAUUAUUUGAGGGUACAAAUUUAUAUAAUCGUCAAAUGUCAAUAAAACCAAGACAAACUGAGCAAAAUCAAGUAUCACAUCCAUUUAUGAAUAUGCAACAAAAUAUGAAUGAUUUAUUAAAAUAUGGUAAUCAAAUAUUGAUGGGUUAUCCAAUGCAAAAUUAUGGAGUAACAAAUAUGAAUAUGAUACCACCAUUUUACAUGCCAGCUAAUGUUACUGGUUAUCCACCAAGUCAAGUUGGUCAUUAUUCACAUGGUAAAUUGUUAAAUAAUGAUAGACAAUCAUCAAGAAGUCAUCCUUAUAAUAAUCGUGAACGUGAAAGACAUCGUGAUAGAGAUUCACAUCGUGAUCGUCAUCAUGAACGUGAUCAUGACCGUCAUCAUCAUCAUCAAUCAUCACACAGAGACAACAGAGACAAUAGAAAUCAUCGUCCAGUUAAUCAUCACAAAAGUGGACGUAGUUAUCGGUGAAUUUUUUAUAAAUUUUCAUUUGUUUUAUCCUAAAAAUAUUGUAAAUAACAAAAAAAAAAAAUAUUGCAAUUUUUCUUUUUGUACAAAUAAUAGAUAUCUAAAUUCUUUUUUCUUUUGGAAAUUUAUAAAAAUAAAUUAUAAAUAAAAUUUUCUAAUAA